This is a messenger RNA of Mycotypha africana, 1001 nucleotides long. RefSeq lists its product as uncharacterized. The transcript has 4 exons. NCBI's taxonomy places the organism in Eukaryota, Fungi, Mucoromycota, Mucoromycetes, Mucorales, Mycotyphaceae. Bases 441 to 1001 code for a protein of 186 amino acids. The record is from RefSeq and is a predicted model, not a curated record.
UCAAAGUCAAUUUUGGGAGCACUCCAAGUAGCAGCUGUGUUUAGUUCUUGGCCAUAAAGUAGUUUACUGGGUUAGUAUCCAGAGGUAUCAUUUUUCAUUGAACGUAGGGCUAAAAGGGCAGCAGGAAUGAACUUGUCCUGAUCCUUAGUAUUUCCAGGUCGUGUACUAUUUUUGCUGAGACAUUUGUAAGAGUUCGAUUAGUUUGUUCACACAAACCAUUGCAUUGCGGCCGAAACGCUGCCGUUGUUAGAUGUCUGCAUUCCAACGAUUUCAAAAAUAAAUCAAUAUAGAUGGAGGUGAAAUUUGACCCACGGUCUGUUAACAAGAACUUUGGUACACCAAAAUGUUGGACGAUAUGACUGUAAAGGAAGUUUUGCAUGUCCAUAAUUUAUUCAAUCUCAGGUUUGCGUGUCCAUGCCACCUUAUCUUAAUUACUAAAUAUGACAAACAUAACAAGGGAACAAGCUAUAUGCAUGCUAUAUUGUGAAGUUUUUAACGUUGAAAAUGUCAAGAAACUUGUGCCUACUAUUGACGCACUAAAAAAUUUGGAGAUUUGCUAUAAAGAGGAUCCCAUUCGCCCAAUGGUGACUUCCGUCCUCAAAAUAAAUGCCUACCCUUUCUUAUACAAGCGAUAUUCAGUCAAGGAAAAUGAAUCAAAUAAUGAAGUUAGCACAAGUGUGAACGAAAAUCAAAAGGUUUUAGUCAAUAAAGCACAAGUAGCCAAUUUUCUCAAUAACGUAUAUUUGCCUGUUAACCCAUUCAACGAAGAGGCAUAUGUUUGCAAACAAAUAGAGACCACAGAUAUCUUAUCUUUAAUACAAAAGUACUUAAAUCUAUUCAAAAAUGUCAGCGUCCUGGGAAAAUGGUUAAAAUCGGCAAAGGUAAAUCUGAUAGACUCUCCAAUAAAAAGAGUUCAACACAGCAAAGGAGAAAAAGUACAAGUAAGGAACUUAUAUGUCCUGAAAGAUGAAUAUCAAGGUAAGUUUGGCUUCAUUUUAUAA